Molecule: messenger RNA, 5133 nt
Organism: Trypanosoma cruzi
Lineage: Eukaryota; Euglenozoa; Kinetoplastea; Trypanosomatida; Trypanosomatidae
Exons: 1
Coding region: 1-5133 (1710 amino acids)
Source: RefSeq, a predicted model, not a curated record
AUGCCAUGCGAGGACGGCGUUGGGCUUCAUAUUCCCAUGGAGCGUGCGGAGGUCCUUUGCGCCGUUGGCACCGGUCUUGUGCGGCCGUGGGAGAGGCGAAUUGUUUGCUACGCACUGAAGCACGUCUCUGCUGCCGCAGAAGCUGCCUUACCGUCCACCGAAUCACAUGAGAGCGCCGACGGAAGCGGCAGCGACGAGAACACGGAGGGAAGGAACGCCUCCAUGGAGGAAAUUUCCGCUGUGGGUCCCAACAAACAGGAAGAGCAAAAAAGGCAGCGGCGAGAGGAAACAGGGGGCGGUGAAGGUGUGGGCAACCACCUUUGGUCCAUGUUCUUUGGGGCAUCGAAGAACACAUCGGCAGAUGCGACGAAUGAAGAAGACUGCAAUGCAGACUUUUCUCAUUAUUCAGGACCGCAGUUUUAUCUCCUCAUGGAGAUGGUGCGGGACGCCAUGAUAGUGGCGAAAGAGACAAGCCAAUCGCCUGCAUCUGUUGCAACUUCCACAUGUAAUUUUUCGCGACGGAUGAGCUGGAAUUUUGAUCUUUUGACGGUUUUAUUAAAUUUGCUGAUAUUUCACGGCAAUGUGCCGGCUGUGGGCCGAUUUCUGAGUGUAAUUCUUAGCAGUUACGUCAUGGCUCUCUUAUUUCAUCGGUGUUGUCAUGACCGUGACGGCGGCGGCAUCGUACGAGUGCAGCUGUCCGAGAAGAAGACGGGCAAAGAGGAGGAAGACGACAAUGGACUGUCAGACAUGCGUCUUGUUCAGAGCGAUGCUUUCAUCUCUCUUAUUUCACGUCUUGCACAGAUAUAUUUCCCACUAUGGCAUAAACUGAGGGGAGAAGGGGCUGAUUUGGCGAGGCGGACGGAAAAGAAACUACCGGCCCCGUUGCUUCACACUCGCUGUGUGCCGAUUCCAUCAUCCCGCCAAAAUUCCCUCACGAUGUGGAGGAAAAUGAACAGCAACUGUGUGUGUGGCAAUCUACCAGAUACUAGUUUGCAGGGACUUCAGUCAAGGAUUAUUGAAUUGGUCUUUAAUCAAAUGAACACCUGCAAUGUGGGGGUGGGGCUGCUGCCAUGUAACAAUGAAAAGCAAGGAGACCAAAUGAAUGAGACCACCAAAAAGAAGAACGUGGAAAAGGAGGCGAAGAAGAAGGAAGAGAGUAAGACGGGGAAAGAAGAGAAACAUGUCGAUGGAGAAGAGAAGGAGAAGGACGUAACAUUAAAAUGGGAACACGUGCAGGAGAUUGUUGUAUGCAUUGCCCUGGCCGAACUGGGCCGACUUGUAUUGUUAUCGGAUGACUUUUAUGCACCUGGGAAUGGCCGUCAUGGAAACCACAGCCACCACGGAGGACAGGGGAUGAAGAGGGAGGAGGAGGAUGCGUUGAGAAACAACACACCCGGCUUGAAGUAUUUGGAAUGUGUACGUCGCUGUGGGAGCUCCGGCACCGUUGAACAGAUGCGUGACAUGGCCACCAUUCUUCGUGCAGUUGAGGAUGAAUGGCGACAGCAGCUUCCAACAGAUGUCUCUGAUUCUACGGGAGAAGAGUUGAUGCGGAAGCGAGGCUCACAUCCUCUUAUCACGAGCAACCACCGCUGGCUGGUAAAUGCCAUGUGUAUUGUUUUGAAAUUUGUUUCUCAGACAUCGGGGAGCCUCUGCCUUACACCUUUAUGUCAGUCAGAUCAGCAGAGAGAGUGCCAACGCCCCGUGCCGUACCAAGAGAAGGAUUUCUACUACAUGAACCUCCUCUUGACAUGUUGCUGCGUUGCAGGCGAACAAAUUCCAAAGAAAAUUUCACAUUUUGCUCUGUGCCUCACGGAGUUUACCCUCUCCAAUGUUCUUAUGGGUAGAAGAGGCGGUGAGGAUGCACCUCUGCUUCAAAGAGAUACGAAUGACCGUUUUGCGGACGAGAGGGGGAAUGCCGGCGGGCAGGGUGAUGGAAUGGAUUCUGGUGCGGAGCGGAAGGGCUUGGCUGGUGACCGUGAGUCAAAUGAGGAGGCAAAACGGCAAUACAUUGCGGCGAGUGCACUUUGCACGACAACAUUGAGUUUUCUUCGGUGUUGUUACAAAUACGGGAGUGUGACGCUGAAGAAUGAGCACAUCCGUUGGCUGUCAGCGUUGUUGCGGCAACAGGUUAUGCUCUGGGAACGAUGGUUGCGUCGUGCUGUGUUACUCAAGUCCUUGGUUCGCAAGAGUGCAAAGAGCUCAUUGCGACAUGCACCACAUACAGUUCAGAGCGACACCGGCAGGGUGUUGGACCAACAAGGGCCACACGAGGAGUCGUGUAGUUUUGUUUGGUGGCAUACGCGGAUUCUUUUGGAUUAUCUUUGCGUCUUCCGUGAUAUGUUUUCUUUGGGGGUCGCAUGUCAAUUUGUGAAUGACACGGCACCCUUUUGUACCUCGAUGCAGGAACUCGGUAGGGUGCUGCAGAUGACCUGCUGGAUUGAAUUGGACGGUCUUAAGGCUACGCCGUCUGGUACGUAUGCCGUUGCAUUUGGGGUUGUUCCAUUCCCUGUUCUUGCGGCCACGGAGCGACGUUUCUUUAUUGGCGCGAUGCUCGUUUAUGCCAUGAGCGCCACAGCGGAUACUCUCUUGGCAUUCCAAAUGUGUAUGGAGAAUAACCAGGCGUAUUUUGGUGACAUAGGUGACUGUGGGGGUAAUACCGAAAAGGAUGAUACCAAAACCGUUUCUUUAACGGGCACCACGGAAUCGUCUGGAGGAAAUGUCGCCUGCGUCACAGAAGAUUCAUUGAUCGCGAGACGGUUAUGGGUGAAUGAUUUUUUUCUGAGUGUUUUACUGCCGUCGUUUGGCCGCGUGAUGCAGGGCAUUGCCUUCUGUGUUCCCGAUGAGUCCAUGCUGCCGGCCAUACUUCGCUUGGGCCGCUCUGUGGAGUUUCAAUACGUUUCACAUAUCGAAGGGGCGAAGGAUCAUGAGGCAUGGGAGCGGCGGAGUGGUAAAACUCACGUGUUGCCCACAGAUGCCGCGACCACGCCUCAGACGACCGGUCAAGAGAAGAAGUUUUUUUUCCAGCGGAUGACUCCUUCCUCCUUCUCUUCCCCCUCCUCCAUCUGGACAUCCACGCCAUUCUCGGAGACUCUUCGGGUUGCCAUGGGAGUCAUGGCAUUGGCAAGCAACUCCCAGCAGGCGUUAUUAUCCCACAUCUCCCGUGUGUUUGCCCCUAUGAUCACUCGCGAGGACGUGAUGGCGCGAUGGAUGUUGGAUAAGUUUAGGAAUCUACCACACCCUCAGCAGGGGGAUGCCUUUUCCCGCUGCCAGAUUUUGUUGCAUGUUGUGGAGAAUUUUGUGCUGCACGUCCCAUGGGCUGGUUGGGCAUCACAGUCGUUGGAAGUUAUCUGCAAUGUGGAAGAUGCGUCUUUGUCUUUGGCGGGAGGGGAGGGGACACACGUCGAGUCGGAGGUCUCUUCUCUUUCCAUUUCUUCCAAAAAGGAGAGGAUUGCGCACAGUGGGUAUAACGCUCUUCGUGUAGGGAAAGAUGUACAGGCGUCAUCGAAAACAUCUUCUGCAUGUAUUGGAGCCCCAAGAAGUAGUCAUUUGUUCUCAUCUCCUGUUCCUCCACCUUUAUUUGAAGCAACGUACAUUACAGUUAUUUCCUGUGUGCUGCUGCGCUUGUCAUCCAUUGACUUUGAUGGGCCACGGGGACUGGAGCUUCGGAAUGAGGUGGAACCAAAUCGGGUCCGCGCUGUGUUGUUUGGUUUGAUCGAGAAUUUUUUCCGUGGCAUUGAUGACGCGGUGUUUCGGCGGUCGUCCAUGCGUGAAGAACUCCGAAUACGACACCGACAACAACAACAACAACAGCAAAAGGCGCAGAAUGAAGGAAGCGGGAGCAGAGUAGCUUCAUCGUUUUCAUACAUAUGGGAUGGACUGAUGAAUUCCCUGUCGAUAUGGACACCACGAGAGAGCGAUACGGUACGUGCUAGGAGAGCAGAGUGGGCGGCGAUUGAUGCAUAUGUGGAUAGCCAUCAUUCUCUUAUUUGCAGCAACGUUGUGUACAUUGCCACCGCACUCUAUGCGAUAGAGCGGGAGUCGUCCUCUCGUCUUCCUUCUGCUGUCGUGGCAGGCGUCCAGUCUACGCCUUAUACCUGUCUGCAGCGCCUUGCCCAGCAUUCAUUGGAGUCUCUCUUGUCAGACGCCGACGUGCCCGCCACGUGGCGUUUUUUGCCCCUGUCGACUUUCUGCACGAAUGACGUGUCAUUACGUCCUGCCACAGCGGGGAUGUUGGAUAGGAUUGUGGAUGUCCCUGUAAAUUCCCUCUUGCCAUUGCGAUGGCUGGUCUCAUCCAUGCCGACAGAUGUGCCACGAGAUUCAGGGAAGAGUCGGUGGGAGGGCCCGCCGGUAGAAGGAUUGCUGCUUCAACAGGCUUGUGCACUUGUACGUGUCAUGACAAUUAUUGCCGCCUUGACACAAAAUACAACAAACGAGCGAGGCGCGGAGGCAUCAAUAAACACGACGUCUAAGGAAUUUUCUACUGCAGCCGCACCGAUAUUUGUGUUACAUCCUGCGGCACUUUCUUUUUUACAGUGGCGUAAACUAUGUUUUGCCUUACAUGCCAUGCGUCACGCGGAGGAACACAAUAUUGCCCCCAUGCCAAACGUCAAAGGUUGCCCAUUUCAGCACCUGCAAGGCUGCACCGAGGAUGCGCAAGAGGUGACACCUUGUGUGCAUCACCCACAGCCACAGGGGCAGGAGCUGAGUGAAGAAAAGAAACAUCUCUGCUUUGCGUGCUGUACGAGCGUGGAGUGUGAACGGCGGUAUCUUAAGCCUUACAUUGAAGCAGGCCUUUCGUUUAUGAAUCGUUCGCGAAUGGAUAUUUUGAUUUGCCGUGCCACAACAGCCGAAGAGCGUCGUGGACUAUUUAUGGUCUUGUUAAUGCUUCGACGAGCCUUUAAGGGGUUCUUUGUAUCCUCUGAUUUCUCCAUGGACGAAGACGAGAGCAAAUGGAGAGGUGUGAGUAAAGGACAUUGUAGUGAGCCAUACGAGGAGCGUUAUGAACACAAACGGUUUCCUAUUUUGCUACGAAAGCAAUCAAGACGUGAAGCGGAGCGGGUUUUGCUGCUGAUUAUUGCUGCCUUUGCUUUUGGCAUCCGGCCUCUGCGGUGCGCAGAGGAGUUAUUGUACUGA